UUUCCGGAUUGAGGCGGUUCAAAGACAAGGAAACUGCUUCUCUUCCGAUCCUGCUCUGCUGGUCCCUGGCACGCGCAACAGGCACCAUCACGGGCAGCCUCGCGUCAUCCUUCCCCGCGGGCGCGAGGCGUGCGGAGGCCCAGAGAGCUCGCUCUACGGAGCGCGAGAACGGCCAAGCGCUGGGGUCGGCGAGGUCCUGGGAGGCCCCUGCCUCCCCGGGGCCCUCGGAACGCCAGCUUUAAUCUUUACCAUAUCGUGUGGUAAUCCCCGUCGUCCCCACCUAACUGGGCCUCCCUGAGUGGCACGCUUUCUCCCGUCUCUUGUGAUGGCCCUCCAGGAAGUACAGGACACGCAUCCACCUGGCUUUCCAGAGAACAGCUUUUUGUACUGAUAUCGGCAGCUUCCAUGAACUUAGGUUCUAUGAUGUCCUACUCUAUCCUUGGACCCUUUUUCCCCAAGGAGGCUGAAAAGAAAAAAGCCAGCAAUACAGUUAUUGGUAUGAUAUUUGGAUGUUAUGCUGUGACUGAAUUGCUGGCAUCUUUGGUAUUUGGAAAAUAUCUUGUACAUAUUGGAGCAAAAUUUAUGUUUGUAGCAGGAGUGUUUGUCUCAGGAGGAGUUACAAUUCUCUUUGGUUUAUUGGACCAAGUUCCAGAAGGACCAAUAUUUAUUGCCAUGUGUUUUCUGGUGAGAGUAGCAGAUGCAAUAAGCUUUGCUGCAGCAAUAACUGCAUCCUUUUCUAUCCUCGCAAAGGCUUUUCCCAAUAAUGUGGCCACGGUAUUGGGAAGUCUUGAGGUUUUUUCUGGACUGGGACUAGUGCUAGGGCCUCCUAUAGGUGGCUUCUUGUAUCAAUCCUUUGGCUAUGAGGUGCCUUUUAUUUGUCUGGGAUGCAUAAUUUUGCUCAUGGUACCACUCAUCAUGUGUAUUCUACCUAAUUAUGAGUCUAAUCCAGGUGAGCAAUCAUUCUGGAAACUCGUCACUCUACCCAAGGUCACCGUCUUAACCUUUGUCAUCAACUCAGUCAGUGCAUGUUUUGGCUUCCUUGACUGUACCCUGUCUCUCUUUGUUUUGAAGAAGUUUAAUUUACCAGCUGGAUAUGUGGGACUGGUCUUCCUGGGUUUGGCACUGUCGUAUGCCAUUUCUUCACCACUCUUUGGUCUACUAAGUGAUAAAAUGCCACGUCUAAGGAAAUGGUUUGUGGUUUUGGGAAACUUCAUCACAGCAGGCUGCUACAUGCUGUUAGGACCUGUCCCAGUCUUGCACAUUAAAAGUCAGCUUUGGCUGUUGGUGCUGAUAUUAGUCAUCAAUGGCAUCUCUGCUGGCAUGACUAUAAUUCCAACUUUUCCGGAGAUUCUCAGUUGUGCAUAUGAAAAUGGAUUUGAAGAAGGAUUAAGUACAUUGGCACUGGUGUCAGGUCUCUUCAGUGCAAUGUGGUCAGUUGGUGCUUUUAUGGGGCCAAUACUGGGUGGAUUUCUGUAUGAGAAAAUUGGUUUUGAAUGGGCAGCAGCUGUACAAGGUCUGUGGGCUCUGACAAGUGGAUUAACGAUGGGCUUGUUUUAUCUCCUGGAGUCCUCAAGGAGAAGAAGAGCGAAAAUUCACAAUACCCUUGGCACAGAGGAGGAACGAACUGCUCUCUUAUCUGAUGAAAUCUCAUCUUGAGCAUCUGGGAUUGAUACAAGAUUUGGAGAUGGAUGCGCCUUGCCUUGAACAUUAAAGUGGGAAAGUUUGAAAACUUUUCUUAAUUUUAUGCACAGAACUUCAUGAACCCUACACCAGCAUCCUGGAAGUGUCCACAUGUUUUUGGAUGAUCUGUGUUGGGCUGUACUUAACUAUGCGCUUCAAAUCUGUCUUGCGGAACAAGGCAGAUUAGAAGCAUUCAUUUGAGAGGAGUGGUUGAAAAUCAGAAAAAGUAUGUGUUUUUAAGUGACCAUACUGAGACUUGAAAAUAUUAUUGACUCUAGGUCUCCUGUUUCCUCUGUUUACUUUUUUUUCCUAAAUGCACUGAUUCUAUGAAUGUAUUUUUAUAUUAACAGGGAAAGAAAUUACAUGCAUAAUGGAAAGAAUGGAUAUGGUUAAAAUAAUAUAAAGAUGACUCAGUAUAUGUAGAACAAUAACUGUGAAAUCAGUUUUUAGUAGCUAUGCAUUAUCUGUGUCCUGAGAUUUCUGUUCUUGUUGAAAGGCAAAAUUCCUGCCUACUACAUAAAAACUCUAACAAAUUUCCUGGCCCUCAGCUCUCCUAAAAAUGUUGUUUGUAUAGAAGGUACAAAAGUAACAUUACUUGAGACUUUAAUUUUUGUAAUAUACUUUCAGUUAUGAUCUGGAUUUAUAAACAAUGCUUGGUAUAACAUU
Hipposideros armiger (great roundleaf bat) is the source of this 2346-nucleotide messenger RNA. It is a transcript of the gene SLC18B1, whose product is annotated as solute carrier family 18 member B1. Bases 406 to 1656 code for a protein of 416 amino acids. Lineage: Eukaryota; Metazoa; Chordata; Mammalia; Chiroptera; Hipposideridae. The transcript is spliced from 14 exons. Gene Ontology annotation, biological process: transmembrane transport. Gene Ontology annotation, molecular function: transmembrane transporter activity. The record is from RefSeq and is a predicted model, not a curated record.